GGGUGGCCGGCGGCCCAGGAUGCCCGCGCUGCGCCCCGAGCAGGACAGAGUGCGCCCGGACCCCGCACCUGCGAGCCCCGCAGCCGCCGCACCUAAGCCAGAAGUUAGUGGCGACUUAGAAUCCAAGGAGCCUGGCACGUAGGCUGGUUUCACACCAGGCGCUCGGCAAACACUAAGGGCUUCACUGCCAAGAGAAGACGUGACACAAAACGGAAACAGAAGGAGCCAGCUUUUGGUAAAAGAACUCACAAAGCAAAGCGAAGGCUGGAACACCUCAGCCAGGAAGGGAACAGCUGUGACCUCAGCUUCUCGCCGCUGCCAUGGCUCCCGGGCAGAAGAUCAAAGCCAAGAUCAAAAAGAACCUGCCGGUGAGGGGCCCCCAGGCGCCCACCAUCAAGGAGCUGAUGCGCUGGUACUGUCUCAACACCAACACGCACGGCUGCCGCCGCAUCGUGGUGUCCCGCGGCCGGCUACGCCGCCUGCUCUGGAUCCUCUUCACGCUCACGGCCGUGUGCCUCAUCUUCUGGCAGUGCGCUCUGCUUGUCUUCUCCUUCUACACUGUCUCCGUCUCCAUCAAAGUCCAUUUCCAGAAGCUGGACUUCCCAGCUGUCACCAUCUGCAACAUCAAUCCUUAUAAGUACAGUGCCGUGCGGCACCUGCUGGCAGAACUAGAGGAGGAUACCAGGCAGACCCUGAAGAACCUGUACGGCUUCUCUGAGAUGACGCCCCGCAGACGCCGUGAGGCAGAGUCCUGGGGUUUGGCCCAGGAGGGCAGGCACCCCAGAUUCCUCAACACCAUCCCACUGCUGCUGUUGGAGACGGGCGAGCCAGGCCAGGCCAGGGAGUUCCUGACCGGGAGGAAGCGGAAAGUCAGCGGGAAGGUCAUCCACAAGGCCGCCGACGUCGUGCAGGUCCACGACUCCAGGAAGGUGGUGGGAUUCCAGCUGUGUUCCAACGACACAUCCGACUGUGUCCUCUACAACUUCAGCUCGGGGAUCAAUGCCAUCCAGGAGUGGUACAAAUUGCACUACAUGAACAUCAUGGCGCAGGUGCCCCAGGAGAAGAAGAUCAACAUGAGCUACUCUGCUGAGGAGCUGCUGGUCACCUGCUCCUUUGACGGCAUGUCUUGUGAUGCCAGGAACUUCACGCUGUUCCACCAUCCCAUGUAUGGGAAUUGCUACACGUUCAACAGCAGACAGAACGAGACAGUCAGCACUUCCAUGGGAGGCAGUGAAUAUGGGCUGCAGGUCAUCUUGAAUAUCAACGAAGAAGAGUACAACCCCUUCCUGGUGUCCUCCACUGGGGCAAAGGUGAUCGUCCACCGGCAGGAUGAGUACCCCUUCAUUGAGGACGUGGGGACAGAGAUCGAGACUGCCAUGGCCACCUCUAUAGGCAUGCACCUGACCGAGUCCUUCAAGCUGAGUGAGCCCUACAGCCAGUGCACCGAGGAUGGCAGUGACGUUCCCGUGGAGAACAUCUACAAGACGGCCUAUUCCCUGCAGAUCUGCCUUCACUCCUGCUUCCAGAUGAAGAUGGUGGAGAAAUGCGGGUGCGCCCAGUACAGCCAGCCGCUGCCCGACAAAGCCAGCUACUGCAACUACCAGCAGCACCCCAACUGGAUGUACUGCUACUACCAGCUGCACCAGGCCUUCAUCCGGGAGGAGCUGGGCUGCCAGUCAGUGUGCCAGGAGGCCUGCAGCUUUAAGGAAUGGGCCCUGACCACCAGCCUGGCCCAGUGGCCCUCCGCCGUCUCUGAGGAUUGGCUGCUGUCUGUUCUUGCUUGGGACCAAGGCCAACCAAUGAGGAAAAAGCUCAAUAAGACAGACUUGGCCAAACUCUUGAUAUACUACAAAGACCUGAACCAGAAGUCCAUUGUGGAGAGCCCCGCCAACAGCAUAGAGAUGCUUCUGUCCAACUUCGGCGGCCAGCUGGGCCUGUGGAUGAGCUGCUCGGUGGUCUGCAUCAUUGAGAUCAUUGAGGUUUUCUUCAUCGACUGCUUCUCCAUCAUCGCCCGUCGCCGCUGGCAGAGAGCCAGGGAGUGGUGGGCACGACGGACACUCCCAGCCCCUGAGGCCACCCCUAGGGCCGGCGGACAGGACAACCCCACCCUGGAUGUGGACGACGACCUACCUACCUUCACCUCUGCCCUGCGCCUGCCUCCGGCCCUUGGGGCCCAAGUGCCAGGCACACCACCACCCAAGUACAACACCCUACACCUGGACCGAUCCUUCUCUGCCCAGCUCAAAGACACCCAGCUGCCACCCACCGAGGUCUGAGGCCCAGCGGGGAAGAGAGAGCUCGGCGGGACCAGCCAUGGUCCCAGACUCAGACUGUCCCCAGGGAAAGGUGCAGCCUCUGUGCCCUUCCCCCGGCCCUAGGCUCUUCAUGUUUUUAGACAACAGCGGCAGGAUGGCAUCUAGGCAUGCAUGUGGUCACUACAAAGCCCCCACCCAGGCCACACCCAGGGCUGAUGGGAGGGCACCAACCCUGCAUCACCCUCAGUCAUUAGCAUGUCCCCACCAGAGAGAGGAGAGAAGAUGGAGCCAGCCUGGACAGAGGCCAGAAGAGAAGUCUGCUGGAACCCUUCACUCAAGAGAGAAGGAAAGACUUCUGCCAAGAAGCCAGGCCCAGGAUCCUCUUGGUCCCUGAGUCCCAGGGGCUGUGACUUGCAGAUGCAGGCCGAACAACCGACUUCUGGUGCCAGACCGAGGAGGAAGCCCUGGCAGAGCAGGAACAGGGCUUGACUGCCUCCUCGUGACCCUUAGCAUCUGUGGGUGAAGAUAAGGCACUCUGACCAUGGGGACCUCACCGAGAGCUCUCUGGAGAGCACCUGCACACAUCACGGGAACAUGCGGCGGCUUGCUCCUGGGACUGUUUGAGAGCCCACUGUUCUUGUGGUUAACACUGAGGCUGGUUUUCCUGUGUCCUCAGACAAGGAUUGGGCCCAAGGUCCUUGGGGUGUGGAGGAGAGAGGGUGCUAUGGAGGGAGUGUAUGUAGCUGUGAUAGGUGGUUCUUACUCUGGAAGCUGGAGGCCAAGCUUUGGUCAGCUAAGGUAGUGACCAAAAUCUCUGGCCCAAGUAGAGACGGGUAAAUUGAAAGGCAGAUGCUGGACACACCUGCCCAGUGGUGGUCCGAGGUUUGAAGGGUCAUCUCCAGGCAGCCCACCUCAGCUUCUCUUCCUCCAAGACAGACCCCUCUCCCACCUUCCACCAGCAGCCAGCCCUUCACCAAGUAGCCAUCUGGUCUACCAGAUGGACGUGACUUUGGCGUGCCCGCGUCACAGCUAUUAACCACCCAAGGACAGCUCAUUGCUAGGAUGGGAAUGGUUAGCUGGUGCUGUUUUAAGCACUCACAAAGGUCAGCAGAGGGGACUGCAACCCCCCCCCUGCAGGCCCAGCCCCAUUUCGAAACCAUGACCUCAGAAUGUAUAUUCUUCUUCUUCUUUUUUUUUAAUUUCAUUUUAAAUGGCUAAGCCUAUCAGAAGAAGUCUGUUUUGUGACUCAUGAAUAUAGCCUGAUUCGGAUUUCCAUGUCCAUAAAUAAAGUUCUUGUGGAACCUG
Molecule: messenger RNA, 3560 nt
Organism: Erinaceus europaeus (western European hedgehog)
Lineage: Eukaryota; Metazoa; Chordata; Mammalia; Eulipotyphla; Erinaceidae
Gene: SCNN1G
Product: sodium channel epithelial 1 subunit gamma
Exons: 14
Coding region: 321-2276 (651 amino acids)
Biological process (GO): sodium ion transmembrane transport
Cellular component (GO): membrane
Molecular function (GO): ligand-gated sodium channel activity
Source: RefSeq, a predicted model, not a curated record